Molecule: messenger RNA, 1580 nt
Organism: Bicyclus anynana (squinting bush brown)
Lineage: Eukaryota; Metazoa; Arthropoda; Insecta; Lepidoptera; Nymphalidae
Product: tRNA (adenine(37)-N6)-methyltransferase
Exons: 7
Coding region: 162-1466 (434 amino acids)
Source: RefSeq, a predicted model, not a curated record
AAUGGUCUAAGAUUAAUCUGUGAGUUUAACUGUGUUUAUUAAUUAUUUGACGUCUGUGGUUUGUGUGUUUUAUUUUAUUUUUCAUUUCAAUGUAAAAAUAAUAAUCAAGAAUAUACUUAGUGGUAUAAAAAAUAAAUAAAACACAUUGUAGCAAUUUAACAAUGUCACAAAACAUUGAAUUUUAUCAUAACCAGAUAACUCUAGCUAGAACAGAAAUUAAAAAUUUAAGGCAGCGUAUAUCAUCGUUAAAACACGAACACCAAAAGGAAAUUAACAAUAUCAAAUCUACACUAAAUUCUCUACGCUGUUUCAACUGCUCUGCUGAAGCUACAUCAAUUUCAUCUACACACAACAAUCAUGUAAAUGAUCAAGCUUCAGUAUCACAUGGUGAAGUUACAUACAAACCUAUUGGCUAUAUUGAGACAGUGUUUAACAGUAAAAGAGGUGUGCCGAGGCAGCCCACCAUCUUAACAGCUGCUCAAGGAGUUGUUGUAAUAGAUACCAGUGUAUUUAACAAUCCUGAACAUGCAUUAAGUGGUUUGGCUGAAUUUUCUCAUAUGUGGAUAAUAUUCCAUUUCCACAUGACUGAAAGCUCAAAUGUGCCAGCCAAAGUGUCGCCGCCGCGUCUGGAGGGUGAACGGCGUGGCGUGUUCUCAACAAGGUCACCACACAGACCGUGCCCCAUAGGACUGUCUCUCGUAAAAUUGCAUCAUAUUGAUGGCAAUAAAGUAUACUUCAACGGUGUGGACAUGAUCAAUGGCACUCCAGUGCUGGACAUAAAGCCGUACAUACCGCAGUACGACUACCCGCCCGCAUAUGCGCAGCCGGUGUCAGUGCGCCCGCCGACGGAGGGCACCAGUGACGCUACCGACGCAUUGGCCGAUUUACAAAUUGCCGACGAAUCUCACUCCAGAAAUUUAAGUCCAAGUUCAGGACAGCCAGCAGGUACAAACAUUACUAGUCCAUCAUCUCAUUCACCCAUGGGCGAUAUCUUAAUACCAGAGAACUUGUUGAUGCAAAUCUCCUCAUCUCCAGAAUCACCUGUGAGUGAGGAUCUUCUAGAUGGGCCUGUUACUUCUCCAAUACGAAGAGUGGAAACCGAACGCGGUGCCCCAGACGGACAAGAGAGGUUCACUCCACCACAGUCAGCAUUAAAUCUCAAUCAGGAUGGAAUCCGUGUGGCCUCAUGGGUUACCAAUCCUCCUUCACGAACAUAUCAAGUCACUUUCACAAAUGAUGCUAAUGACAGGCUUAAUGAAUUAAUUGGAGACAGAUCUCAUUCUUUCAAGGCAAAUAUUCAGGGUCUUCUAUCAGAAGACCCCAGAUCAGUUUACGUGAGGACCAGAUAUCCAGACCACGAGUACAGUUGUGUUUUAGAAGAUCUUUCAAUUAGUUGUGUUUUUGAUGAGAGUGCGUGUCUAUGUACAAUUAUUGCUGUGAGAAGUGCUGAAGACUUACAAAAUUGAUAUUUUACUAGACAUUAAGUAUUAAUAAGUUUUAGUAUGUGCUUGACUGCCUAAAUAAUUUAUUUUUGCUUCAAUAUUGGUGAUUUUAUUAUUACAAAAUUGUUUGAAAACCUA